Bursaphelenchus xylophilus (pine wood nematode) is the source of this 584-nucleotide messenger RNA. The record is from the annotation of a GenBank genome assembly. NCBI's taxonomy places the organism in Eukaryota, Metazoa, Nematoda, Chromadorea, Rhabditida, Aphelenchoididae.
AUGGCAAUCCUCAUCCUUGAAGAUAAAGUGGUUGGGAGUUUUAGUCAGAUUUCCGUGGGAUGCGGGUCGAAAUGGUUGUCGGGAGAAUGCAAGGGUUACGGGUACGGACUGACAGAAUGUAAGGUUUAUUUCGAACAAGUUAGAGCCUUUAGACUGGACAGUUUCGAAGGAAGUACUUGAGGUGGCCUUAAACAAGACCAGCUUGAAGAAUGAGACGGAGAAAUUCGUGUGGAUUAACUAUCCGACGAAAGCAAAGACGUGUAAGGUAAGCUGGACACAGACAUAAACUUCAUAACUCGUCCAAUGGUGAAGCAGUGCAAAUUGAUACGAAACCACUUACUAAUCCGUUGCAGGGAGAUUCCGGUGGUCCUGUAAUCUGCAGGCUCGGCAAAAAAUCGGUUUUCUCAGGCGUCAUCAGUCGGCUUUUCGGAAAUGUUAAAAAUUCAGAUGUCGAUUAUUGUAUCCACUCUCUAGCUGCCGGAAUCACCACCUCAUAUUCGAUCUUCGAAUACAUCCAUCAGCUCCCCAAAGACGCCAAGGAUUACAUUCUGGGCCAUGUCAAGUUUGAAAAUUGUGCCCUGUAA